CAGUUUAAGAACUUUGCUCUUCUGUUUCAGAUUAUCCUUGUAUUCUGAGUGGAGAACGUAUUCUAUUCAUUAAUCCACUAGAAAAAGACAUGAGAAAAAUUUGUCGAUUGGUUAAAUUGAAAAUACUGAAUCAAGAUGCAAAGAAUGAAUGUCAGAAGUUGUUUGAUGCACUUGCUGGUGUGGUUACACUUCCUCAAGACUUGUUCACAACUGGACACUUUCCAGGAACUUUAUUCUGGUUUCCCUUGCGUCAGAAACCAUCACAGCUGUCUGAUAAUCUGUAUAACUCAGAGAAAUUGCAAGAUUUGUUUAACGUUUUCAAAGAAGAGGUACAACAGGUUUUGCUCUUUAUGACUUAUGUAGAGAAAAUUGAAUUACAUGAAAUAAUUUAUUCAAACAAUAAGAGUAUAAAUCAUCCUCUGUGUGAAAUUAAAGCAACUAAUUACAAUGUUGACAGGACUAAAGAAUUUUUGAAACAAUUGCAGAAUUUAACUGAACAUAUCCCUGAAACUUCAUUUCAGUGUGUUCAAUCCAAAACAAUUGAAACUGCACAUUUUAAUGAUGAUGGAGUGGAGUCUUUAAAAGAAAAAAAUGACUGGCUUGUAAUAAACUAUGUUAAGGGUCAUCCAUUUUCAGAACAACUAGAAACUCUUUGUACAGCCAGUGCCUCUAUCUAUUUUCCUUAUGUUGGAAUGGCUGCUCGGAUUAAUCAAAGCAGAGAGAAACUUCAAGGCCGUGUUUUUUGUAUUCUUCCACUUCCCAAAACAGAUACAAACUUUACUGGUCUUCCUGUUCAUGUUAAUGGAUUUUUUGCUCUAAGCCAGAAUCGCAGGCACAUCAAGUGGCCAACAAAGAAUCAGGUGAAAACUUCUGCACACACAGAGAAAGAUAUACAGUGGAACUUCUGUAUUUUAAAUGAAAUUCUCCCAGAAGUGUAUGAAAACAUUAUACAAGAACUAAUUUCUUACAGCAAAAAAAGUAGAAACUCACUUGAAUAUGUUCGUCUUGUUUAUGAUCACUUUCCUGUUGAAGACAAAGUUACAAAUGAGUGGCAGGGCCUUGUUGCCCCAUUUUUUAGCCAUAUUCUUCAACACCCAGUAUUUUUUACCCACAAUAAUGGUGGAAAAUGGCUGCAUUUAACAGAAGUUACCUUUCUAAUUGAGAAUGAGCUUAGUCCCUUACUGCAUCAUAUUGUUACAAGGACUUAUAGUUUGUAUAAACAGAACAUUGUAGAAAUUCCGUGUUACUUGAAACAUGUGUGUAGCAUUGAGAAUGUUUCCUUGGUUACACCAGCAGAUUUAUGUAAACUUCUUCAUAAAGGAGAUCACUACAAAAGCUUUAGUAAGGAAGAAAAGAUAGCUAUUCUGUCAUACAUACUCAGUUACCCUUUGAACAGCGAUAACUUAGAAGGUCUUUUUCUUAUUCCGAGAUGUGAUGGAUCAUUUACUGAAUUUUCAGCUAGAACAACAGCAGUUAUCUACAUUGCAACAGAAGAACAAAUUGGUCUUUUCCCUGGACUGGAAGGAGAAUUUCUCUCUAAUGAUUUGCCUGCAGAUCUGUGUAAUCGUUUGUAUGAUUUUGCUGGAAAAGAGAAAUAUGGUUUCAAAUGUUUGAAGAUUGUGGACAUUCCCAGCCUUUUAAAAAGAUGCUUUCAUAUGGAACUCUUGCAGAAAAGCCACAUGGCUACAUUGCAAGACAGUAGUAUCCUGAAUGAAAAUUGGCUGAGAAAGGUUUGGUUAUUUGUGAAUGAUAAUUUUCAUGAUGAACUAUCAAUGCUGAUGGACAUUCCACUGGUACCUGAAAAAAUACAAGGUUGCAUCAGGUUACAUCCACUUGAAAGACCAUUUGUUGUAAGAACUGUGCAGAACUUGGGGUCUCUUCCAGCAGCUGUUUCUUCAGCUGUAGAAAAACUGGGAGUUGUGGUGCUUCCUAGCAUUCCUGAUUACCUUUCAAGUGUUGUUGGUAAAUUUAUCCAAUAUCCAACUGUUGAAGGUGUUCUAAAAGCCAUGUGUCAAAAUCCUCAGGUUCUACAGUUUAAUAAUUCAGCCAGUACCGAGGAAAAAGAUUGCCUUGUUACAUUUCUAGGAAAAAGAGAAGCAUUCUCAGCCACAAAACAUGUCUGUAAAACUUUGAAAGCACUAACCCUCUUUCCAAAUACUGAAGGUAUUUAUGUAAGUAUCAAUCAUGAGAACCAAAUUGCCCCUGAUGGAGGAUUUCCUGUCCAAUUUCCUCGACCCUUGAUAUCCAGUAAUAUGGAAACAAGGACACAGUUAGUAAAAUGUUUAGGUGGUAAGCAAGGAAAAAUGGAAGAAACAGUAUUGUGGGUGUUAGAGGAACAUUUUAGAUAUACUGAAAUGGAAAUUGUGAACUUCAUGGAGUUUGUUCUGAAAAACUGGGAAAGGUUUUUCCAGGACAAAAGAAUUGUUAUCCUUGCAGAAAGAGUCAGUUUUGUUUCUAACAAAAGUGGCUGCUUGAAACAACCAAAUGAGCUGUUUGAUCCUCAUUCUGGAGACCUGAGAGACCUGUAUGAGUUUCAAGAUAAAUUUCCAAAUGGAAUCUUUGAACAUAAAGAUUUUCAUGCAGGCCUCAGAAAACUUGGAUUAAAAACAGUAGAUGAUUUGCUCCUUCAGGAUAUUUGUGACAUUGCUCAUUGUAUUGAUGAGAGAGUACAGAACUGUAAUGAAACAUUAGGAAAGGCAACAAAACUUUUUAGUUUUUUAAUGGAAAGAUCUGAAAUCUGUAAUAUUUCAUCAGAAGAAAGCUUCUACCAAUACAGAUGUUGGCCAGUUUUGAGAAAGAAGCCAGAUAACUACCCGUGUAAUUUAACAUUCUACGGGGAAGAAGAUAAUUGUCCUAAGAUUGAGAAACCUGCAGAGCUCUCUAGCUAUGAAUUUUAUUUUAUUUCAGGUUCUGUACAACCAGUUACAAUAUCACCAGUUCCUCAACAGUUUUGGAAGUACCACUAUAUGCAACCUUCACUUGAUGCAGUAAUAUUCCAUCUGCAAAAUGUCAUCCAAUGUUAUACAACAAAAGAACAUCAUGUUUACCUGAACAUUCUAACAGAAAUAUACCAGUAUCUAUUGGAACACAAGGAACAGUUAAAUAGCACUCAUCGUGCAAGGUUGAAAGGUUUAAAAUGCAUAUGGACUCGUUCAGCAAAUUCAUUUCAGUAUCCUUACCAAGUGUGGCUAAAAACAAUCAGAGAGGAUGUUGAACUCUACCCUUACCGAUCUCCUUUACCUGUUGAUUUUCAGGGCAUGUCUGCUUUGUUUAGAGAACUGGGUUGUCCUGAGCAGCAGAAUGUAGACAUGUUUUUAAAUGUUUUAAGGGAAAUCAGAGAUAAAUACAAAAUUCUGGAAACAAAUAAUGUAUCCAUCAAAGAGGCACAGGGAGAUAUUCAGCUAGCUGUUCAAUUAUUGAAUAGGGUUGAACCAUGUUAUAUUAGUAAUACUGAGAGUCUUAUUCCAGUUGCAGCUACCGAUGAUUCUCAAAUUAAUUUUAAGCCUAUUGUUCAAUGUGUGUAUUAUACACAAGAAGAGCUGAGAGAUUUUGACGAGCAGGACCUAGAAGAUGAGGAACUAUUCUACACUCAUCCAGAAAUACCUAUCUCAACUGCUAAAAAGUUAGGUAUAUCUUCCCUGACGAAUCAUUUUCUCAAUGAAACUGAAGAAAUAAACUUGCAUUAUGGACAGUCUGAACCCCUGACAGUUAGGCUUCAUAACCUGUUAAGAGAAUACACUGAUGGACUAUCAGUUCCAAAGGAACUUAUACAAAAUGCUGAUGAUGCAGGAGCCACUGAAGUGAAGUUUAUGUAUGAUGAGAGAGAAAACCUGGAUGCAAGAUUGUUACUUUUUGAUAAAGAAAUGUCAUCAUGUCAAGGUCCUGCUCUCUGGGUUUACAAUAAUGCAUUGUUUACAAAACAAGAUUUUCUAAAUAUUUCGCAGCUAGGUAAAGGUGGAAAAGAGAAUGAAAUGAAUAAAAUUGGACAGUUUGGCCUUGGUUUUAAUGCUGUUUACCAUUUAACUGAGGUUCCAAGUUUUAUGAGUGGACACACUAUUGUUAUUUUUGAUCCACAUCAAAAGUACCUGGGAAAACGACCAGGACUAAAAGCUGAUCUAAAACUUUUAAAAAACAAAUUGAUGCUAAAAAAACUGAAUGGGCAGUUUAAACCCUUUGAAGGUAUUUUUGGAUGUAAGAUGGUCAAAGAAGAUAACAUUUAUUUUGAUGGAACACUCUUUCGUCUUCCAUUAAGAUCUUCAGUACAAGCUGAAAAUAGUGAAAUAAGCAAAAAAGUUUAUUCUUCUAAAGAGAUGAAUGAAUUUCUCCAAAUUCUCAUGAAACAAGCUGGCAACCUGCUUUUGUUUACACAAAAUGUAAAAACUAUUGAGUUGUAUCAUUUACCAGCACAGGUUGAUGGCCCUCAUGAAGCAAAACUUAUUUUAAGAGUUCAAAAGAAAUGUGAAAUACUUGCCAACCCACACACAGUCUUAGUUAAAUCUCCUGUGUCUUAUUUUGCAAGUAAGAGAGGAGUGGAAGACCAGGAAAAUAUAGCAAGUUUAUGUGAAAAAAUCCAAAUAACUGUUAAUGUUGAAGAUCAUCCAAGCCAGUUGUGCAGUGUACAAAGCAGUGACUUAUCAUGGCUGGUGAGUUGGUCCUCACACAGAUCUACAGAGAAAGGAGUUUUACUGAAUUCAAGAGAGACAGGUGAUGGAGUGUUACCUAUUGCUGCUGUAGCUGUUCCCUUUCAAGGAAAUCUGAAGUUGAUAUCCCUCUCAGAUGUUCCUUUUGGGUUUUACACAAGUGGACAUUUGUUUUGCUUCUUGCCAUUGCCUAUUGAAACUGGACUACCUGUUCACAUCAAUGGGUUCUUUGCAGUGACAUCAGACAGGAGACAACUUGUUUUUGAUACAUGUGAUGACAAAACUAGAAAAAAUGCAGUUUGGAAUCAAUUUAUGUUUGCUGGUCCUGUUAAGCAUGCAUACAUUAGUCUUUUAGAAGAAAUGAAACAGUUUCAUUUUAGUGAAAAUAGCAUGUAUUAUGAUUUGUGGCCAGAGAUUUCUGGACAAUUAACUGAACCUUUGAUCACUAGUUUCUAUAAGUCUGUCGUACAUGAUGACUUGAAAUUGUUUUAUGAUAACUGCUGCUGGUCAUCAUUCCAAUGCAUUCGAUUAUUGAAUCUUCAAAUGUAUAAUGAUGUUGGAAAUAUUGGCAUUGAGACAUUAAAAGUUAUUUGGAAUGAUCCAACUGAGUUGGUUAUUCACUUACCUUUAAAACUGAGGCAGGUCCUUCAAACUCUAAAGUUUGGAGAAGAACUGGAAGCAAGAACUGUGUCAAAACCAGACUUUUACAGGUUGUUAUUUUCUUUCCUGAAAUAUAAAGAAAUGGAAGAGAAAGUAAGAGAUAGACUUCUCAUAUAUGCCAUCAACCAUGAAUCAUCAGGCUUAGGUAACAUUUUAAAAACAAAUCCGUGUGUCCCAACUAUUCCAAAUGGUAAGUUGAAACAACCAAAAUACCUUAUUCACCCUAAAAGUAAAGUUUCAAAGCUGUUCUUAGAAAAUGAAGAAUGUUUUCCCAAAGGAAGCAAAUGCCAGGAUGACCACAAUUUUCAGCAAGAAGAAGUUCUUGAUAUUCUUGUAAAGCUAGGAAUGGCAAGAGAUGAGCUCUCAUGGGAGGCUAUACUAGAAAGAUGCAUACGUGUUGAAAACCUUGCUUGUUACAACUCUGAAAUGGCAAUAUCACUUUGUCAGAAAACCUUAAGUUUUAUCACCAAGUAUAAGAGAGAUUAUGAACAUUGUCCUGAGAAGUUGAAAAAGAAGAUCCAAACACUUAAAAUCUUUCCUGUUCUUGAUAAACCAAAAAGUUGGCCUUAUUCAUGGUUUGGAGAAUCUGCAAUAUCAUUUGUCAGUGCAAAGGAUGUAUGGUUUUCAGAAUGCUCAAGUUUUAUUGGUUGUUGUGAAUUUGUUUUGGACAACAAAUGUUUCUCAUUGGAUUUGAGAGAUGUACUGACUUGGCUUGGUGUAAGAGAAAAAAAAGAUAUCCCAGUUUACACAGUGUGUCAACAGUUAAUAAAGAUAAGUGAACAUCAUGGAGUUUCUCACUGUGAACAAAUCCUACACAGCAUUUACAUGUUUUUAAAUAAUGCUUUAGAUAAAAAGAUGCCACACUGUUCUAUCAGGAAAUACUUUGUUGAUAGAGAUAUUAUAUAUAUGGAUGGCCAACUAGUCAAAGCUUCCACGGUUGCUUUUGAAUUCAACAAGAAUGUUGAACCUUACAUCUUUUCAGCAGAACGCUUACCAGUAUUGAGAAAGUUCAAGAUAUUUUUUGCUGAAAUUGGGGUAAAAGAAGAUUUUGAUAUGCAAGACAUUGUUAAGGUUUUAGAGUUGAUUAAACAUGACAAACAAAAUAUUCAUUUGGCUUCUUCAGACAUAGAACAUAUCAUUAUUUUGACCACACAUUUUGCAAAGUGUCUGCCAGAUCAUGAGAGUGAAAAAAUUCUUGAAACUUUGCAUUUACCAAACUCAGCAGGAUAUCUUACGCCUAUAGAAAAUUUGUGUAGGGAUGAUUGUGAUUGGCUCAUGGACAAAAGUAAUUUAAACACUCUUCAUCCAAAAUUUUCAAUUGAGAUUGCCAAAAAACUUGGCAUUAAGUCAAUGAGAGAACAAGAUCUGAAAAAACACUUACAUUUCUUACCAUUUGGACAGCAUGAAGAACUUACCACUCGUCUGAGGAACAUUUUGUCUGGAUAUCCUAGUGAUUCUUCAUUGAUGAAAGAAAUUGUUCAAAAUGCAGAUGAUGCUGGGGCCAACCACAUUAUGUUCAUCAAGGAUUUCAGGUCACAUCCAUCGGAGAAAAUGCCAGAUGAUUUAUGGAAAUCAAAUCAAGGACCAGCACUGUGUGUGUACAGUGAUGCUGGAUUUUCUUCACGUGACUUGGAAGGAAUACAAAAUAUUGGCAUUGGAAGCAAAUCCAAUGAUCUUCUUAAAGUAGGAAAAUUUGGUGUUGGUUUUAAUGCAGUAUACCAUAUUACAGACAUUCCUUCAUUCUUGACUGUUAGUCCAGAAGUGGAAGAAACUCUUUGUCUAUUUGAUCCCAACUGUAAAUAUUUCUCCAUGUCUUAUAAACACUCGCCAGGUGUUAGCCUUGUAAAAUUGUCAUCUUUACGGGAAAAGUACUGUGAUUUGUUUUCAGCCUACUUGGAAAAAACUCUUGACCUAAAAGGCAAUGGAACUUUAUUUAGAUUCCCUCUUCGAACAGAUGAAAUGGCAAAUGUAUCGAAUAUUUCACAAAAUGUGGUAACUACAGAAUAUGUUGAAAAUUUACUGAAAACAUUUCAUUGUCAAGUAUUUGAAAUUCUUUUGUUCUUGCACAAUAUAAAAGAAAUUUCUGUAGUAAGUGUUGAGGAAGAUGGAAAGCUCAAAAUUGAUUACUGUGCAAAGGUGAAUAUGAGUGGCAGUAAUCAGAAAAAGCAGUAUGAGUAUACAGAACAUAUGAAAAAUGAAACUGAAAAAAUUAACAGAGGUAAUCAGUUUAUGGAUGUGGAUACUAUUACUAUGAAAAGUAUAUGUUACACAAAAGAGAUAAGUGACUCAAAGAGAAAAGAAAUCACAUAUUUAGUUUGUGAACAGCUUGGAUUUUCUAGUAAUAAAAAAAUCUCAGAAGAACUAAAAGAAAAGUGGAAAAAAAAACAGAUCCCAAUGCUACCCAGGGGAGGUGUAGCUUUGGAAUUGUGCCAUACUGGAUUUGAAAUUUCAAAGAAAAAGGUUUACUGUAUUCUUCCACUUGCUACUGAAACUAAUCUACCUGUCCACGUUAAUGGAACAUUUUUCUUGGAAUACGAAACGAGGCACAGCUUGUGGACAGAAAAUGAUUUCAAAAAAAGGUGGAAUGAACACUUGAUUAAAGCUCUUAUUGUUCCAUGCUACUUAAGUGCUCUAUGUGAAUUGACCAUAUACUGUCCAGUCAAAUUUAAAAUUGAGAAUUAUUCUUCCCUGUUUCCUAAACAAAAUAAUUUGGAUGGUUACUGGGAAAUAUUGUUCGUGACCUUUUACGAGGAUCUGAUAGCUACACGACCCCCCUUGUUUCCAACACAUUCUGUUGAUGUACAAAGAAACAACCAGUUGGAUAUAGAAUGGGUACCUGCACAAGUUUUGGAUGGAUUUCCUGGUUUUUUUUAUAAGAAAGACUGUUGUUUAGAUAUGACUAAAAAAGAGAUAGAUGAUAAGCCAAAAAAAUAUAAGAGUGUUUUGAUUAAGCUUGGAAUGAAACUCAUAUGUUGUCAUUUCUUCUACAUUUAUGAGAUCUUGAAGGAACAUCAACCUGAAAAUGAACCACCAGUUGUUCGGAAAAUUAGUCCAAAAGAAGUGAUCACCUUUUUAAAAUCAUUUAAAAACAAUGGGUGUUUGAAUGGCUGCAGGAUUGGGACACUUCCUCAGCAAGUGGAAGCUACUCCAUUUGAAACUGUUGAGAAUGUCAAGAUGGUAGCUGAGUACUGUAUAAAAGUAAAAGACUUUUCCCAAACACUUGAAGGUUGUCCACUCUUAGUGACACAAUCUGGUGAGCUGAGAGAGUUUAGUGAAUUAAACCCUAUUAUUGUUUCUUGUUAUGGGGAGUUAUUAGAAGAGCAUGCAGACAAGAUAUUACAUACAAAACUUAAUUGUUUCUUGAACAUCAUUAAUGAGACUAAAUGUCUCCAACAUCUUGAUAUUUGUACCUUUUCAAAAUUGUUACAGAGUACAGUGGGUCUUAAGGAGCAUGGACAAGGAAAUACUACUAAACUGACACCAAGUUUUGAAAAAUGGAUUAAAAGGUUUUGGAAAUACCUUGAUGAUGAAGUGUCUCGUGCAAAAAAAAGCCAAAGUGAUACAGAAAAGCAAAAAUUAUGUCUUGAAAAAAAACUUCAAAACAUUUGUCAGCUAUUUGAAAAUUGGUCUCUGAUUCCAGCAGUUAGAUCAAGGAAAAAACAUAUUGGUUCAGUUGUUACUAAGGAUGAUGAAAACAUUUUAAUUCCUUUCAAAUAUGCCCAAAACAUCCUGUUUCAUAAUGAGGAAUCAAAGAGAGAUCAGACUGUGCAAAGCACACUGAUAAGUGAAUUUUCUGUUCCCAUUCUGAACAAUCGUUUGGCAUCAUUAAAAAAAGGAAACACUUUUUUAAGACUCUUUGCGGAUAUUGAUGAUCCAGUCUCUAUCUUGAAAGCUCUUGAUUCAUAUAUUCAGGAUAUGUCCCUGAAAUACAGCUUUGAAACAUCACGUGAAAAAAUCUUAGAAUAUUUUUCUCAUAAUUUGGAAACCCUUGAAAAUUGUGGAAAUGUAGAGGUUAAGAGUAUGUUAAAACGAUUACCAUUAUAUCUGACAAUUAGUGGCUCCAUUGUUGCUCUGUCUGAAUUUCCAAAUGUUUUUUACUUGGAAGCAAGCAGUUUCAUAACAAUAGGGGGAUGUGAUUCAGUUUUUCAGAAGUUGUGUUUUAUUGUACUAAAAGAAGAACAAAGUUUUAGUAAUCUUUUGAAGUAUCUACAAAUAUCUUCAUUGUCUCUUUUUGAGUUGUAUGUCAAGUAUGUGUUGCCCUCAUUUGGUUUAGUGACUGAAAAGGAAAGGAUAUAUCACCUGAAGAUAGUUAAAGAUAUGUUAUUGAAACUGACAAAAACUGAAAAAGACAUAAUGUUAUCUGUGCUAAAAGGACUCCAGUUUUUGAAAAAAAGUGACCAAUUGUUAUACAGAGCAUGCAACUUUUUUGAUCCGAGAAACAAGUUGCUUGCAUUAAUGCGUCCUGAAGCUACUGUUAUUCCUGGACCCUUUGGUGAGGAUGAGUGGCUAGACUUUCUGUGUAAAUUUGGUUUGGUAAAAGAAGUGACAGAAGACCUGUUUGUAGCAUUUGCCACAGAAAUUGAGAAGGAAGGACUGCAUAACAGUUCUGUAGUUUUGACAGAGAAGUCAGAAACCUUAUACCAACACAUGAGAAAUAUUAGUCCAGAUAAACUAAGUAAUUUGUGUGAACUUGUCAAAAAUAUAAGAUUUAUAAGUCCACAUCAUCUGAAUGAAAGAGGAUAUUACAAUCUUAUACAUAAACAAUAUGAGAGUGAAACUCAGUUUGUUUCAUUAGAACAUGCAUGUUCACAAACUUACUUUAAAAUUGCAUGGACUACAACCAAUCUUGUAAAAGGUUUGUUUGAGUGUAAAUCACAGCCUGUAUUUCAUUUAGUGCAGAAAAAACCUACAAAAGAACAAGUAAUUAAACACAUAAUAAAUGUCUGUCAAAGUUUACAAAAAACAGUUAAAAUUUUUCUUUCAGAAAAUGAAAGUAAAGAAGUACUUGAAGGUGUUAUGGAGGAACUAUACUCAUAUCUACAAGACUCAGAUCUAACUGAAGAGGAUGUUUCUUCACUUAACAACUGCCCUCUAAUAUAUUUGGAAGAGCAUCAAGAAAUGGUCCCGUCAACUAGCAUUGUUCUGGAAAUAACAUCAGAAUACACAAUUUUAGGGUUUGUGUAUAAAGCUCCAGCAGUAUAUGGUAAAUUUUUUCCACUUUUCAAGCAGCUUGGAGCAUUAGAGACACCCACAGCCACUUUAUAUGCAUCAGUUUUGAAAAAGCUUUUCAAGCUGUCAGCACAAGAAGAUGCUUCAAAUAUUGAAAUGCAGAAAUUUAUUUUGGAAACAGCAAAACGGGCCAUGUGGAAUUUUUUCAGUUUGAUAAAGGGUAACACGCACAUAGUAUCAAAUAUUUUGUAUCUAUUGAACAGUGAAAAGACUCUUUCCAACAGUAGGGACCUUGUCUUUUCUGACAAUGAGGUUACACGAAAAAGAGUUAAGUCUCUUGCCCUCAGUUUCUUCAUUGGAUUUCAGGAGAUUGAACUGAGUGUUGUGGAUCCAUUAGCUACCAUAUCUCUGUUACCAGAAGAUUUUCGGCCUGCCAUUCUCAGUAAACUGGUGAGAGAAACUUUAACAGAUGAAAGUAAAGCUGCAGAGAACAUUGGGGAACUCUCUAAAGAAUUAGAAGCAAAGAUAAAAAAUCAAUUUUUUCUUGCUAAUUUUAUUCGAUUAGCUGUUCAUGAAAAAUCACAAUCAAACUCUACACUAAAAGAAGAAGAUGUUAAAGAUCUUGAAGACAGACUGUUAUCCUUACAGAUUAAACAGGUGAAAAAUUUGGAAACUCAGUUUUCCUUUCAUGGAAAAUGUGUUCCAGGCAGUGUAGCAAGGAAAUCAAGUUUUGUGGAAAUUAGACAAGAGCUUGGACAUUAUUUUGCUUGUGUUUAUGUGGAAGAAUUUGUGACAAAAAACAAGCAGAUAACUGAAGCGAUGAUUACUGCCAUUGACAUCAUGACAAAUAAGAUUCUUGGAUCAUCAUUGCGUUAUCUACAUUAUUUAUUAGAAGAGCAGAAAGAGGAGUUGGAUAAGCUGUUUGAUGACUUCAGUAUUGCAUCUUCUAAUUUCUUUCCACAGCAACAAGUUUUAGGGAAACAUUGUCUUGGAAAACUUGUACCUAAAGAAUUGCAUAGUUCCCUUGAUAACAGUUUCUACAACUUUUGUGUAGGACAGUAUGUGGUGUAUGAGUCUUUUGAUCCAUUGGUUAAGGGGUAUUUAGAAGAUUCACCAGUUUAUUUAUUUUGUAGAAUUAAAAAGAAGAUUUCUUCUGACCUUCAUAAUCUUUCAACAAUGUACUUGAUUGAUUUAGGAAAUGAAGAGGCAACAGUGUCUGUUAGUAGGCUUUUCAAACUUCAGGAAAAUGGUCUAGAAUCUAGUGAAACAUCAUAUGAUCUAAAUUUUAGUGAAAUUCAAAGAACAAUCUGGAAUCUACCACUUGAUGAGGAGGACAAAUUGUAUACAAUAAAGAGACAGAUAACACAUUGUUAUUCCCUGAACCCUUCAGAAGAAAUGUGUGAAAAAUUCAAAGCAAGUAUAAACAACUUUACAGAGUAUUCAAGCAACAUGCAAGAGUUCUUAAGGGAAGAGACCAUUUUUUGCAAUAUUAUAAUAGGUGUGCAAAAAAGAUAUACUUACUACAACACCCAUCACAGAAGGUCUUUCAAUGCCAAUCAUUGUAUUUAUACACCUUGUCCAGAUCCCAAAGAAGCUGACCGGUGGUUGAACCAAGCUAAAAAAGAUCUGGAUGCUGCUUAUGCUUCUCUACAAAAUCCUUGUUAUCAAGCUUUCAACUGGAUAUGUUUUAAGUGUCAGCAAGCAGCAGAAAAAGCUGUGAAAGGAAUGUUGUACACAAGAGACAAGAUGAAGGCUGACAAUGUACAGUGUCAUAGGAUUCAGAAUAUAAUCGAUGUUCUAGACAAUUAUGAUUCAUCUGUACAGAUAAAAAACUUGAGAGAGUCUGUUAGGUCUCUUGAAAAUAUAAUAAUUGAUUACAACAGAAUGAGAUAUCCAGAUAAACUCCAAUACCCUGAUAUUCCAAGCUCUGUAUAUUCCAGAACAGAUGCCCAAAAGUGUUUGAGGUUAGCUAAAGAGAUUGUGACUAUUGCUGAACUCUUUAUUACUGGAGAUGAGAGAAUGUAGAAGUUGGCAAUUAACGGGAAGUAAUUGUCAUGAAAUAUUUUUUUUAAAACUUAAAAUUUUAAACUGAAAAGUAAUAAUUAAUUUGUGAUUAAUAAUAAAUAAAAAGCAUUAGAUAUUUACUUAGGAUGACAGUUUGAAGAGUUUAGUAGAAAAUAAAUAUGUUAUUACAUUAAA
Molecule: messenger RNA, 12668 nt
Organism: Limulus polyphemus (Atlantic horseshoe crab)
Lineage: Eukaryota; Metazoa; Arthropoda; Merostomata; Xiphosura; Limulidae
Product: sacsin-like
Exons: 3
Coding region: 90-12494 (4134 amino acids)
Molecular function (GO): Hsp70 protein binding
Source: RefSeq, a predicted model, not a curated record